CCAAACAAACCAACGACUAAAACCAAGUCAGUAAAAAAAGUAAGUGUGCCCACAACAACGCAAAGAUCACCUUCUUCUUACUUGAAUAUUCGCAUCUCUGACCAAGUAACGAAGAAACGAAACCUUGCUCGACGUAGGUAGUUAGUUAGUAAACCAACCUUUGUAAAAGUGUGUCACUAGAUUUUUCUAAUCAUUUUAAUCCCUUCGUCUCUCCUUCGCCUUUGGUUCAUUGCAGAAAAGUGGGGAAAAAAUGAGAUAAAAUACGGCUUCUGGGAUUUUGUGAAGCGAAAGUUUUCAUAAAAAUUGAGGUAAAGUGAAUUACAUUUCGCAUCAAAUGAUGGAGUUGUUUCGUGAUUACGUACGACGACCAAAUUGAGACGGGUUUCCAAAACUGAGAAUAAUUGCUGCUAGUGAACAAUAAUAGAAAUAAAAGUGGAAAUAGAUAAUUUCAUUGUGAAGGUGUGAUAAUCAAAAAAUAAUAAUCAAAACAUAAUAAUCGGCAAAAAAAGCAUGGCUAAAUCGAGGUGUUGCAGUUUGGAGUCUGCCGUCCUAUUUGGUUCCUGUGCUUUUACGUUUGAUACCCUCCUGAAACUCUGGGACUUAUCAUUUUCCGUCAUUCUUAUCGGAUAUAAUUGGAACAAAUAUGGGAAUUUGGUGGUACGACCCCAAGUAAUUUCUGCCUUUUUUGCGUCAGUCUACUGCACGUUUUCCCUCAUCCUUGCCUUCUUCUUGUUUAAAGGAAUUUUUAAGUUCAGAGGUUGGGAAAAUACUGGGUCAAAAUAUGUAGGGUAUUUUGACCCCCGUGCCUCCCGGAUUUCCGGAAUUGUUACACCCACAAAAAGGCGAGAAUCUGCAUCGAGAAUACAGCAAUCAUACGACAAUACAGGAUUUUUGAAGAAAUUGACUUUUUGUCGGGAAACUUCCCGGCGUCAUAAAACUGGGCGCCAUCUUCGUCCUUGUCUUGCGCCUGUGGGAAUGCGCCGGCUCCCUGGUUUCCUGGGAUGACGCUUCCAUGCUGGGAAUUGCUGGGUCCACGCCACAAGUCCGGGACGAGUUUGGGGUCUACCGAGCCGCCAAAAUUGGCCGGUUCAUCGUCGUCAAUUCCACCGCGGCGGUAUUCGUAGGCCUACUUUUCGCCUAUUACAGAAGCCUGCUCCCACCCUCCAGUCGGAAUCAUAGAAGACACCCGCAUCGCCAUCAGCAGAAUGGAGAUGCAAAAAUUAAUAGGAAUUCAAACUCUCCCUUGUCAAUUUAGUUCGUGAGGCUUUAAUUAAUUAAUUAAUUAGUAUUAUUAAUUAAUUAGCACUAAUUAAUUAACUAAUUAAUUAAUUAGUGUUAAUUAGGUAGGAUUACGAAUUUAAUAGGAUAGGAUACUCAUCUUAUGGACGAACUGGACUAAUUUUAAUUUAUUACGCUUAACCAGUAACGCUUUUAAAGAGUUAUUAACGUACGACUCAUCACCAAAAUCAGCACAUUUUUAAUCAUUUCUCGCCUCUGGGAAUUUAUUUAAAAAUUCUGGACGACAAAUUUGUAGAGUCAAUUUAAAAAAAAAUGUACACUCCAGAUUUUGACACUUU
Messenger RNA from Folsomia candida, 1577 nucleotides. RefSeq lists its product as uncharacterized. NCBI's taxonomy places the organism in Eukaryota, Metazoa, Arthropoda, Collembola, Entomobryomorpha, Isotomidae. The transcript has 5 exons. The coding region runs from base 511 to 1005 and encodes 164 amino acids. The record is from RefSeq and is a predicted model, not a curated record.